AUGGCUCAUUGCCAAUGGCCAGCCCCCGAAGACCCCGUCAUUGCCUCCGAGGUCGAACAGCUAGACGCUAUUGUCGAGGCAACGCACCACAAGCGCAAUGACCUCGCCAACAUCGUCCUAGGCGGCCGCUUCUCUGGAAAGCUGCAUCUUGGCCGGCGGGCCGUCCUCGGAUUUGCCCUGCAGUGGAUCCAGCAAUGGACCGGUAUCCUCGCCAUCGUCGGUUGGGCCGGCGUCUUGUUUGAGCUGGCCGGAUUUGAUCCCUACAAGGCCCUUUGGCUUGCCGGCCUGGCCAACACCUUUGGCGUUCCUGGCACCGCAGCCGCAGCCUUUGUCAUUGACCGAAUGGGCCGCGUAAAGUCAUUAAUCACUUCAUUCAUCAUUCAGGGAGUGUGUUUGUUCUUGGUCGGCGCCCUCAUCAAGACCUCGCAAGAUCAUGCCGUCUCGGAUCCGGAACUAUCGCAGCGCCUAGGAAUUGCUGCAGCAAGUUUCGUCUUUAUUUAUGUCUGGUUCUUCACCAUGUUCAACAUCAUUCCCUGCUGGAUCUAUGGCACGGAGAUCUGGCCCCAAGAGGUCCGUGCCAAGGGGUACAGCUUCACCAUUUUCGGCUGGGCCACAGGUUGUGGCUCCACGACCCUCAUCAUGCCCAUCUUCCUCAGCAGAGUCGGCUAUGGCACCUAUCUCUUUUUCGGUGCGAUGAACGUUGUUGUGGCCCCCAUAGUUUGGUUUUUCUACCCCGAGCUUGCCAACCGAACUCUGGAGGAGAUUUCACUUCUCUUCACGAGCGACAGUAGGCUGGCAACUGAGAACCUGAAGGAAUAUCAUCGUCGCGUGGCCGAAGCGGGAGGUAACAUUGCUGUUGCGGCCAGGCAGUUGUUGGAUGAGGUUGACGGUAAGGACUCGGAACGCGGCACGGAACUCGGGAGCCCUGAUGAAAAGAGGAUCGAGGCCAAUGCCGACGCCAUCAUGUAG
Messenger RNA from Trichoderma aggressivum f. europaeum, 969 nucleotides. RefSeq lists its product as uncharacterized. The record is from RefSeq and is a predicted model, not a curated record. Lineage: Eukaryota; Fungi; Ascomycota; Sordariomycetes; Hypocreales; Hypocreaceae. The coding region runs from base 1 to 969 and encodes 322 amino acids. Gene Ontology annotation, biological process: carbohydrate transport; transmembrane transport. The transcript has 3 exons. Gene Ontology annotation, molecular function: carbohydrate:proton symporter activity. Gene Ontology annotation, cellular component: membrane.